Aspergillus lentulus is the source of this 1689-nucleotide messenger RNA. Its product is annotated as acyl--CoA ligase. NCBI's taxonomy places the organism in Eukaryota, Fungi, Ascomycota, Eurotiomycetes, Eurotiales, Aspergillaceae. The record is from RefSeq and is a predicted model, not a curated record. Gene Ontology annotation, molecular function: CoA-ligase activity.
AUGCCGUUCAAAUCGCGCUAUCACGUCGAUAUCCCAAACACCCACCUCGCCUCAAUUCUUCUCAAAUCGCCCACGCACCCUCUCUCGUCAACACACCGAUGCUUCUCCGAGGCCGCCCGCCCAGAUACCCAUUACUUCACCACCCAUGACUUCCGACUGUGGAGCCAGCGGUUCGCGGCUGGACUGCGCAAAGCUGGUCUUCAGCCUGGUGACCGCGUGCUGCUCUUCUCCGGUAAUGAUCUGUUCUUCCCUGUCGUGUUCAUGGGGAUCAUCAUGGCUGGGGGAAUCUUCACGGGUGCCAAUCCGACGUUUGUGGCGAGGGAGCUGGCUUUCCAGUUGCAGGAUAGCGGGGCUUCGUUCCUUCUCUGUGCGGACGUGAGUCUGGAUGUGGGGAUUGAGGCUGCUCAGAUCGCCGGGUUGAGCCGGGAUCGGGUGUUUGUGUUCAAUAAUGCGAUCUUUGACGGGCAGGGGGAAGGGAGGAAAGGGUGUCGCUACUGGGGGGAGUUGGUAGCUUCCCUUGAGGAGGGGAGAGGGUUUGUCUGGGAUGAGCUGUCGACGCCCGAGGAAGCUGACAGAACUCUUGCGCUGAACUACUCGAGCGGCACGACGGGCCGGCCAAAGGGGGUGGAAAUCACGCACAAGAACUACGUUGCCAACAUGCUGCAGUACAACUACGUGUUUUACCUGAACCCCGAUUGGAAGGAGAGGUCGGCCAGGGCGCGGUGGCUGUGCUUUUUGCCGAUGUACCAUGCGAUGGCGCAGAACAUUUUUAUCGCGGCUGCGCUGAGCCGUGAAGUGCCUGUCUACAUUAUGCCCAAGUUUGACUUCAUCAAGAUGCUCGAAUAUGUGGAGAAGUUCCGCAUCUCGGACCUCAUUUUGGUGCCCCCGGUGGUGGUUGCAUUGGCCAAGCAUCCUGCGGUCAAGAGCGGAAAGUAUGACCUGAGCAGCGUAGAGGCCAUCGGAAGUGGAGCAGCACCCCUGGGACGAGAAGUGUGCGAGGAGGUUGAGGCCCUGUGGCCACCGGGUCGCAUUAAUGUCAAGCAGGGCUGGGGAAUGACCGAAACUACAUGUUCGAUACUGGGCUGGAACCCAGCUGAAAAGAGCUAUACUGCAUCGGUUGGAGAGUUAAAUGCGAACUGUGAAGCGAAAAUCAUGGCCGACGACGGAGUGACAGAGUAUGGACGCAACCAACGCGGCGAGCUCUGGGUACGAGCCCCGAAUAUCAUGAAAGGUUACUGGAAGAACCCCCAAGCAACCAAGGAAACCAAGACGGCCGAUGGAUGGUUGAAAACAGGGGACAUUGCAUACGUGGACGACCACGGGAGGUUCCAUGUCGUCGACCGCAAGAAGGAAUUGAUCAAGGUGAAAGGCAACCAAGUGGCACCGGCAGAGCUGGAGGCCCUGCUACUGGAACAUCCUGCGGUUGCCGAUGUGGCCGUCAUUGGUGUGCAAGUGAAUGACGACGAGCGUCCUCGAGCGUAUAUUGUGCUAAAGCCAGGACACAACGCCGGCGCGGACGACAUUGUCGCCUUCAUGGAUGGCAAAGUGUCUGCGAUCAAGAGAAUAACUGGUGGGGUAGUUUUUGUCGACGCCAUUCCUAAGAACCCAUCUGGAAAAAUUUUGCGUAAAGUGCUUCGAGAAAGAGCCAAAGAAGAGACCCAAAGGAAUGGGGUCACUGCUAAGCUAUAG